GUAUUUGUACGGUACACCCAGGAGUAUCAUCAAAUGAAGAGAAAAAUAACUUAGGCAGUGUUCUCUUCAAAUUAUUUUCAGUUCAGCUCCUAAUUUCCUUCUAUCAUAAAAUAUUCAUUUCAGCUUAGUUCAAUUUAAUUCAUUUUAGUCAAUGAGAAUUGAGAACAAGCCCUUAUUUUGUAUUUCAAUACUCGAACUCGAGUCUCACCAAUAAAGACGGUCUAAGGAUUAUUUUCUGUUUGACGCGCCGGGGUACGGCGGUUCACUCUUGCAAAAUAAAAAUAAAAAAAAUAAAAAAACGCAAAAAAGAAAAAUUCCCCCAAAACCAAAACCCUUCCAACUGAAAUAAAAUUACUUGUACUACCAAUAACUGAGACCGCCAUUUUUGUUCUUCAAUUUUUCACUCUCCUCCAAACCUAAUUCCUUCUUCUUUCGUCUUCAAUGGCGGACGAUCGAGGUUUCAAUGUUCCGACUACUACGACAGCGUCUGCUGCGGCGGCGAUACCUUCCGGCGACGGAACUGUUUGGACGAACGUUUCCAAUCUUCUGUCUUCAGCUUGCAAUGAGCUUUGUGACGGCGAGCUGAUACAUGGUGAUAAUUUUAGUCUAUUUGCCGCCAUGUCGGCUUUAGAGAUAAUGGACCCAAAGAUGGAUUCGGGCAUGGAUAAUGGCAGAUAUCAUUCUGUUGACGAGGCUAUAGAGAAUGGUGCGGCUCCAGUUCCGCUAAGUUUUGAUAAAACUAUGGAUGUUAUAUGCAUUCUAGAUAUUAUGGAUCACCUCCUUGCUUGUGAGGCUACGUGGCAUAAGGGGCACUCAUUGGCACAAACUGUCUUCUCUUGCACCUACCUUAUGCGGCUUGAUCGCACCUCAGCACAUCCCCUGUUACAUUCUUUUUGUAGAUUAGUUCGUGCAACAUGCAACGUUGUUAUAUCUGUUGUUUCAGAGGCUCGCACACAUGAAGAAGAAGAUCUGUUCACAAUAGCUUAUGGUCUCCCUUUGGGUGGAGAGAAAGGUGACACAUUCUUAUCUACUCUAAAUGCUGUAGAAGAGACACUCUGUCGACAAAUGCGUGCUUGUAAAUCUCCAGCUGCCAAAAAGAUGGUGGUAGAAGGUACUUGGACUGCAGAUCAAGAACCAUUGCAAACCAAUCCAGAUCUAGAGGAGGGUUUUUGCCGAGCUCUGUUGUGCCGUUUACGAUUUCGUAAGCACUACUACCACCUUCUUAUGUGCAUGAAGAAACCCCAAGGCAGAGGCUUUGAGUUGGCAAGAAAGCAUAUUUCAUCUUGCUUAUUAGAGCUGCAACAAAUGCAAAAAUCAGCUGAGUUUCUGAGGUCUAUAGGAUGCUUGACAAGAAAAGAUACAGUUCCAAUGGAAACCACUGCUUCUGGCCGUCAUCCUGUUGGCUUCGAUGCUAAUUUAAACAUUAGAUCAUCAGCUCUUGCUCCUCCUCGUGCAAUCAAAACUUUAAGCUGGGAUAUGGCUUUUGAAUAUUUUAAAAAGCUUCUCCAUGAUUUGGAUGUUAUAUGUUCGUUCUCAUUGGAUCCAUUGCUAGAAAAUGUAUUGCAGUUUAUUGUUGAAUUCCAAAAACUGCAACCAGAUCUUGUUGCCAGAGCUCACCUCCAUGUUCUCUUGAUUCAAGGUGGGAAAUUAUAUGGGCGGGAUCCUGUCUUUUUUGUCAUGUGUAAAGCUUCAGCUUUACCUGAAUCUAUGAAGGACCUUAAUAUCCAAAAGAAUGAAGCUGUUGUACAAUUAGGACAGUGUUUAAUCAAUUUGCUCAAAAUCCUUUGCACAAAUGUUGCAUGGCAAAGGCGUAAACUUGGGAAAGUUUUACAAGAUUGGCGUGUAAUAUAUGUACAGUUGGAAAUUGCUUUCAGGGAGGAGUUUGGAGAAUUUUCUGGCAUAUCUGAUGAGAAUGUAUGCAUGAAACUGGCUAGGCACAUACUUAUAUGGGUUGAAGAGCAAACAUAUUGGAUUGCUUUGCGUUUUCUUUCUUUGGGCUUUGAAUUGGAGCUUUACUCCUCAAAUGAGUAUUGCAUGGUAUACUGGUACCUUUAUGUCAUACUGGUUAAGCUUGCAGAGAAAACACAUUUGAAGCAGCUUUCUGCCGCUGACUCAGCAGCUAAACGAAAAGGGAAGAAGAAAAGAGAUUCGGUGAUGGAUACAAAGGAUUACCGCAUCCCACCAGCUGUUAUGUUGCUUCAAUGUUAUAUUUGUCUUGCUGAGGGACUUGCAAUGAUGCUUGCUGCUAUGAGAAAUGAACUAAAACUCUUCCAGCAUGUGGGCCCUUUUAAUACUGAAUAUGAGAGAUUUGUUCAACACUUCGAGCAUUUACAGAAAGCUUGUCUGCCAGAUCACAUUUCCUACCAUUCAUAUAAGGAUUAUACAGCCCAAGCUCGACUUUCUACACUAGUUACGUAUAAUCACUUCAAGGAUGCUCAGAAGAUCGUAAAGGAAUUGAAGAAGAGUUUCGCAAAUGACCCCGAUAAGAUGGCUGAACUCCGAUCCAUUGAGCAGGUUGCAGAGCGAAACAACAUUGCUAUAAAUGUGAUUAACCGUGUUGGAGCUCUUGAUGCUACUCUUAAAAUCUCGUUGGAGUUCACAUAUCAUCCCAUUUUUGCCGUAGCAGUAGUUAAAAGAUCAUGAGGCUGCUUGUGUAAUGCCUAGAACUUAUUUUUUUUAACCAUUUUCUGUAACAUUAUCUAUCUGUUACUUUUUCAAAAAAAAAACAUAAAAUUUGUGCUUAUUAUUUGAUCAUUUGACUAGAACUAUCUGUAAGUAAUAUAUUGUGGUACUUGUAAAUCUCGUAUUAUGAUAUUAUUGAGUGAAACCUAUGUGCAUAGUAUUGUCAUUGUCUUCGAAA
Molecule: messenger RNA, 2860 nt
Organism: Chenopodium quinoa (quinoa)
Lineage: Eukaryota; Viridiplantae; Streptophyta; Magnoliopsida; Caryophyllales; Amaranthaceae
Product: N-alpha-acetyltransferase 35, NatC auxiliary subunit-like
Exons: 16
Coding region: 442-2643 (733 amino acids)
Biological process (GO): N-terminal peptidyl-methionine acetylation
Cellular component (GO): NatC complex
Source: RefSeq, a predicted model, not a curated record